Messenger RNA from Orycteropus afer afer, 918 nucleotides. RefSeq names its product taste 2 receptor member 3 (gene TAS2R3). Gene Ontology annotation, biological process: G protein-coupled receptor signaling pathway; detection of chemical stimulus involved in sensory perception of bitter taste; sensory perception of taste. The record is from RefSeq and is a predicted model, not a curated record. Bases 1 to 918 code for a protein of 305 amino acids. The transcript has a single exon. Gene Ontology annotation, molecular function: bitter taste receptor activity; G protein-coupled receptor activity. NCBI's taxonomy places the organism in Eukaryota, Metazoa, Chordata, Mammalia, Tubulidentata, Orycteropodidae. Gene Ontology annotation, cellular component: membrane.
AUGCUGGCACUCGCUGAGUGGGUGUUUCUGGUUCUGUCCAUAGCUCAGUUCACUCUGGGGCUGCUGGUGAAUGGCUUCAUUGGGUUGGUCAAUGGCAGAGACUGGCUCAAGAGUAAGAGAAUGUCGUUGUCUGACUUCCUCAUCACCAGCCUGGCCCUCUCCAAGAUCGUUCUGUUGUUGCUCCUCCUGGCUCAUGGUGUUUCAGUGGUGUUCUCUCUCAAGGACCACAGUGCGAGGAUGUUCGUGCAGAUGACUGAUCUCUUCUGGACAUUUACAAACCAUCUGAACAUCUGGCUUGCCACCUGCCUGGGUGUCUUCUACUGCCUGAAGGUUGCCAGUUUCUCCCACCCUGUUUUCCUCUGGCUCAAGUGGAGGGUGUCCAGGGUGGUCGUGUGGAUGCUGCUGGUUUCGCUGCUUUUGUCCUGCAGCAGUACUGUGUCUCUGAUCGGGGAGUUCAAGGCCUACUCUGACCUCAGUGGAAUCGAUGACACGGGAAACACAACAGAACACAAAAGGAAGAAAUGCCACAGAUACAAGAUGAUCCAUGUCCUUGGGACUCUGUGGUACCUCCCUCCCUUGGUGGUGUCGCUGGCCUCCUACUUUCUGCUCAUCCUCUCCCUGGGGAGGCACACGCGGCAGAUGCGGCACAUUGGGGUCAGCUCCAGAGACCCCAGCACUGAGGCCCACAAGAGGGCCACCAAACUCAUUCUCUCCUUCCUCUUUCUCUUCCUACUCUACUUCCUUGCCUUUUUAAUCGCAUCGUCCAGUUAUUUCCUUCCAGAAGCCAAGAUGGCAGUGAUGGCUGGAGAGGUCAUCACAAUGUUGUCUCUUGCAAGCCACUCGGUUGUGCUCAUUCUGGGGAACCCCAAGCUAACGCAGGCAUUUGUGGGGUUGCUCCGUGUGAGUCUGGGCAUCUGA